AUGCUCACAGGCUUCGACCACACCGACAGCGAUGGGGGCCCCUGCUGUUCGCCCUCUUGUGAUGGGGGGCCCGCUCAAGAGAAGGAGGGCCUGCGGGACUUUCUGUGGCCGGAUGAAGGAGGGGCCCCCCAGAGCGCCUCAAAGAGCUCCCCGGGCGCACCUGCAGAUAGCGGUAUCUCUGCAUUCAGUGGUGGGAUGUCUGAGAGACGGUUGGAAGGCGGCCUUUCUCAAGGAAAAGGCUCCCCUACGUGGCAGCAGCUUGUGGCGUGGCAUCGUGUCAUGACCCAGCAAAUGGCGGAGGGGCCUCCCAUAUGGGAAGGCCCUGCGAGUUCCCGCUCUUUGGGGGCCCCCUUGGCGGUGUCGGACUCCGCCGUUUUCUCGUCUCCUACGAGCAGCCUGGCGGGCGAUGAGCCAACGAGCCAGGGGCCUCCCGAUCCGCAGCAGCGGGCCUUAGGAUUUGAUGCCGCGCUGGCCGCUAAGAAGGGCACCUCCCCGCUGAUUCGCAGAGAGACCCUUCUCGGCUUUGGUGAGGGGCCCCUUACCCACGAGAUCAGCAUUAACCCCCUUGUAUCCAAUGCUCCUAAUGCGUGUACUCUAGUGUCACCUGGAACGUGGCCAUCUCCAACGGGAGCCUUGCGCGGCAGACUCCCCCCCGGGCACCCCAUGGGGGAGGCCCCUUGUGGGGGGGGGCCCUCCGAACUAGGACCCUUCUUGCUGCAACAGGGAGAUCUGCUCCCUUCCAACAGCCUUGACAGCAGUAGUGAGUUUGCAGGCGGCGUCGAAUUGAGACGAGUGCGUACAGUAGGAGGGGCCCCCCCCCAGCAGCCAGCGGUCUCAUCCAAAAAGAAGUGGCGCCAAGCCGUGCGCUCUGCCAGCGGGAGUAGCGGCUUGCUGCAGCCACCAGACGACCGUCGGCCACGAGCGAGGGCAGUUUGCAACCAUGGCGAUCAGAGUGCCGCUGCUGCUGCUGCUGCUGCUGUCGAAAAUAGUUCCGGAUCGCCUACCCGUUGCAGCAGCAGCAACAACAGCAUGCAACAACCGCUGCCCCAGCAGGAAUACGCGUCGACUAUUGGAAGACUCAGGCGCUUGUGGCACUUUUUUUCUGGGGGAGGGGCCCAUUACCCAAAUCAUCGAUGCACCACUGGAAUAUCCAUGGCGCCCUCUGAAGGGCCUCCUUCAUGGAAUCUUUUUCGUGGCCAUUCCCUCCCGGCUGCUACGGGCGAACAGCAGCAGCAGCAUCAGCAGCAUCAGCAGCAGCAGCGAUCGAGGCGCUCUAUGAUCGCCCCUGCAAUGCUGCGGCCUCCGAUUGCUUGCAGAGAGAAACGCCAUCAACAAGACAGGGAGCAUCCGCAGCGUCAGAGGCAACUUCGCCAGGAGAAGAUAGCUGAGUUUUUCUCACCGAGGCCGAAUAUCGACAACGACCUCAGCCCAGGAGAGCAUGCAGAUGGUGCUGCAGCAGGAAGACAUGCAGGGUGGCGAGCUAUGUCUCCUGCCUCUUCCGCUUUAUCUGCGGCCGACAGUGGGGGCCUCCUAGAUAGGGGCCCCCCGGGAGACCACGAAUUUCUGUCUCCUCUGACGUGCAGUCCCCUUGGGCUCAGUCCCAAAGCAGUCAAAACACAGCAGCUAGAGCAGAAGCAGCAGCUAGAGCAGAAGCAGCAGCAAGAGCAGAAUCAGCAGCAAGAGCAGAAGCAGCAGCAAGAGCAGAAUCAGCAGCAAGAGCUGAAGCAGGAGCUAGAGCAGAAUCAGCAGCAAGAGCAGAAUCAGCAGCUAGAGCUGAAGCAGCAGCUAGAGCAGAAGCAGCAGCUAGAGCAGAAUCAGCAGCAAGAG
Cyclospora cayetanensis is the source of this 1827-nucleotide messenger RNA. Its product is annotated as homeotic protein female sterile. The transcript is spliced from 3 exons. The annotation marks the transcript as partial. The record is from RefSeq and is a predicted model, not a curated record. Lineage: Eukaryota; Apicomplexa; Conoidasida; Eucoccidiorida; Eimeriidae.